GGCCGGGGCGGCGCGAGCCGGGUGUGUUUGCGGCGCGGCUCCGGCCCGGCGGCCCCGAGGCUCCAUCCGUUUCCCAUCCCUCCAUGAUGAGAGAGGCUUGGGUCCGGCUUUUCCCCUCUCCCUGUAGUUGAUGGUGUUGGAAGCAGAGGUGAUGCUGGAGGCGAGAUGGCAGACAGCGUGAAAACCUUCCUUCAUGACCUCGUCAGGGGAAUCAAGGAUUCCAUCUGGGGCAUCUGCACCAUCUCCAAGCUGGAUGCCCGCAUCCAGCAGAAAAGGGAAGAGCAGAAGCGGAGGAGAGCGAACAGCGCGCUCGCCCAGCGGAGGUUUCACAUGGAGGAGAGGAAGCAAGAGAACGAGCCCCGGAUCGUGAGCCGGAUAUUUCAGUGCUGUGCCUGGAAUGGAGGUGUUUUCUGGCUUAGUCUCUUCUUGUUUUACCGAGUGUUUAUACCUGUGCUUCAGUCGGUCACAGCUCAGAUCAUCGGUGACCCUUCCUUACACGGCGAUGUCUGGUCUUGGCUGGAGUUCAUUCUCACCUCCAUUUUCAGUGCCCUCUGGGUCCUUCCCCUGUUUGUGCUCAGUAAGGUCGUCAAUGCCAUCUGGUUUCAGGACAUUGCAGAUCUCGCAUUUGAAGUUUCUGGCAGAAAGCCUCACCCCUUCCCCAGUGUCAGUAAAAUCAUUGCCGACAUGCUGUUCAACCUCCUGCUGCAGGCGCUGUUCCUCAUCCAGGGGAUGAUUGUGAGUCUGUUCCCCAUCGAUGUGGUCGGCCAGCUGAUCAGCCUCCUGCACAUGUCCCUGCUCUAUUCUCUCUACUGUUUCGAGUACCGCUGGUUUAACAAAGGAAUUGAAAUGCACCAACGGUUGUCCAACAUUGAGAGAAACUGGCCCUAUUACUUUGGAUUUGGCUUACCACUGGCUUUCCUCACCGCAAUGCAGUCCUCCUAUAUCAUCAGUGGCUGCCUCUUUUCCAUCCUUUUCCCUCUGUUCAUCAUCAGCGCCAAUGAAGCAAAGACACCUGGCAAAACGUACCACUUCCAGCUCCGUCUCUUCUCCCUGGUGGUUUUCCUCAGCAACAGACUCUUCCACAAGACCGUUUACCUUCAGUCCACCCUGAGCAGCGCCUCUGCAGACAGGCUGCUCUCUCCCCAGCCGUCUCCUGCCAAACACAAGCCUGCUCCGGGGCACUGAACCACAGCCCAAAGGGGGGACAUGAUGCAGGCCGGGCCUCAGCUGCUAGAAACCUCCUGGGGAAAUGCAGGACCCAGCAUGGCGAGGCACUCGCGUGUUUUCCCACCACCAGAAGCCCCCCUGGGUGUUUCCAUGUCCCCCAUUGUGAGCAUGCAGGUGGAGAGCUUGGGAGAAGCGUGGAUUUUUAACACCUUUGUCAGAUACAAGAAGCCAGGUUCCCUGUGCUUGUUUUAUAGCAUGUUCCCAGCCCUUCCCUUGGACUGUUUUGUACUUCCUUCCUGUGCCAUCUCCCUCCCCUCAGAUGAGUGCUUUGUGGCCCCUGUUCUGCCCUAGCUUUGUGGGUAACCUGUGCUGUGUCUCCCUGUACCGUUGUCCUUUGUAUGUUGUAACUCAGGUCGGGGUUUUUGUAGUCCUGCUGUGCUGAGCAGCUCCCAGGGCUGUCAGCCCAGGAGGGGCAGCUCGGCCUCCCCGCCCCGCAGUGACCAGCUCUGGUCCCCGGUUGCGGACAGCCCCAUGACAAGUGCCACCUUCCAGGGCUCAGUACGGGAGGGCACCGUCCUGCAGAGAGGGAGCCAGCUCCACGCCAUGGCCACCAAACGCUCGGGGUUUUUACAUCUCUGAAAUUGCAAAGGGAAAUUGCUUAAACAAGGUCAGGAACCGAAAUGGAAACUCGGGAAACGCAUUAAAUCUGGGGUUGGGUAUGAGGUUUUUUUGGGUUUUCGUGCAUUUUUCAUUUCUGUUGUGGCCAUUAAGCUACUUGUGAGCAGCACCUGGCUGGGCGUUUUCCAUGGACACAGGGAUGCGUCACCGCAGUGGCUCCACACGCUGUUCUGCUGUACCCAGAGCAGGGCUGUUGGUUUUCGGUUGUAGCGGUGGCCGCGCUGCUUUGUCCACGUGCGUGGGUGUGGCUCUGUGCGCGGUCCGUCCCGCAGUGCGUUCCAGAUGCACAGCGCUGCCUCUCCACUGCCCCGUGGUUUUUCACAACAGGGGUCAGGCUUUGGAGAAACAAACUUGUUCUCGAGUAUUUUCACACUGAAAUGUUAAAUGAAAAAAAAAAAUCGAGUUUCAGCCA
Messenger RNA from Lagopus leucura (white-tailed ptarmigan), 2257 nucleotides. RefSeq names its product EI24 autophagy associated transmembrane protein (gene EI24). Lineage: Eukaryota; Metazoa; Chordata; Aves; Galliformes; Phasianidae. Bases 166 to 1185 code for a protein of 339 amino acids. The record is from RefSeq and is a predicted model, not a curated record. Gene Ontology annotation, cellular component: endoplasmic reticulum. The transcript has 11 exons. Gene Ontology annotation, biological process: macroautophagy.